Messenger RNA from Acanthopagrus latus (yellowfin seabream), 951 nucleotides. RefSeq lists its product as uncharacterized. Bases 355 to 858 code for a protein of 167 amino acids. Lineage: Eukaryota; Metazoa; Chordata; Actinopteri; Spariformes; Sparidae. The transcript is spliced from 5 exons. The record is from RefSeq and is a predicted model, not a curated record.
AAGAUUAUCAUGUUUAUGUGAAUUAGUUUAUAACUACACAAAUAUAAUGAAAUAUAAUAAUCGUUAUUCUCCAGCCCAGGCAGGAAACUAAAACAGUAACAUAAACAUUAAUGGAAAGAGAACAAAGAUCCCUGAAGGUGUACUGAGUGGACAUGCCUCAGCAGAGGACACGUCCCCUGGUUUCACAGUAUAACUAGGACACAACCACUGACGCCAUGACGACCAGUGGUGGCAUGACAACCAGCCAUGACCCCACGGACGGAGCAGACCGCUGGGCUCAGGUUUUCACCCGGGGGGACCCAUUAUGUGUACCAGUAUCCAGUCUGCCACGACUCCUGACACAACAGUGGAAAAAUGAUGCAAAAAAGUGAGGAGGUUGCAGGAGGGACACGGAGCGGACAGAGGAUGAUCUUCACAGGCCCGGAUGGAAUUGGAGACUACAGGCCCAGAUCAAAUUAUUUCCCCCGGUACAUCGGUGUGGGCGCCUCUUCAUCACCUGAGGCCACAGGUGACCUCAGUUACUUGUGGCGAGCUGCACCACAGGCCCGCCCUCCCCUGCCCAGGCAGAGCUGUGUGGGGGAGGUUGGCUGGUGCUGGCAGUACAACCAGCUGCUGAACAGCAGGACGCUGCACAGCAAUAUGCAAAUUAAGAAAACUGAGUUACGGACAGUGUUGGAGGACAGAGUGACUCACAGGUUCCAAAACAAACAGAACAAAUGCUGCCUCGAGCCGUACACAAGAAAUCAGACAGACAGACAGACCUCGUCUGAUCACUGCCGGUUUGUUUCCUCUGGAGCGAACACGAUGGAUGAGUCACUCCGAGUCAACACCAAGUUUCACAGAGACGCUCAGAGCUAACGACAGAUGGCCUUCUACCACUCAUGGCAGCUGGAGGACCUUUCUGUUAAUGAGAUGUGUCUCAUUUGAUUAAACAUCUUGUAAUCGCUGCGA